This is a messenger RNA of Pseudopipra pipra, 2738 nucleotides long. RefSeq names its product transmembrane protein 209 (gene TMEM209). The record is from RefSeq and is a predicted model, not a curated record. Lineage: Eukaryota; Metazoa; Chordata; Aves; Passeriformes; Pipridae. The transcript has 15 exons. Gene Ontology annotation, cellular component: membrane. The coding region runs from base 91 to 1761 and encodes 556 amino acids.
CGCGGCGCGGCCCGUGACGUAACGCGAGCGCCCGCGCAGGCGCAGAGAGCGCCGAGGGGCGGCGGCGGCGUGAGGGGAGCGGGAACGGAGAUGACUCCAAAGAAGAGCCCGGACACGUCGGUGCUGGAGUUGGCCGUGAGGCUGAGGAAACAGGCCGAGUCCAGGAAGGUGGUGCUGGCCUGGGGGCUCCUCAACAUCUCCCUGGCCGGGCUCAUCUACACAGAAAUGACUGGGAAGCUCCUGAGCACCUAUUACAACAUCAGCUGCUUCCCUCUGUGGUACAUCGAGUUCGCCUUGGCCUCCCUGUUCAGCCUCAACGCCCUCUUCGACUUCUGGCGCUACUUCACGUCUGCGGCGGCGCCGGCGGGGCCGGCCGGGACCCCCAGCCCGCAGGUCCUGGGCUGGCUGCGCAGGGCAGCCGUGCAGGUCACCCCCCCUCGGGAUCCCUCAGCCAAGCGGGUGCUGUCCCUGCCGCCGUCGCCCCCGAUCCAGGGGCAGUGUGUGCUCAGCUACAGCCCCUCCCGCUCCCCCAGCGCCAGCCCCAAGUUCUCCUCGGGGUGUGUGAGUGGAUUCAGCCCCCAGCUCCAGGCCUUGGCCAGCCCUUCCCACGCCGGCUCCGGCUCCUACUCCCCCGGCAGCACCUACGGCAAGGUUUCCAGCUUCAGCCACUCUCCCAACGGCUCCCCCUAUUCCCCGGGAGCGGCGGACGGCGGCGGGAUGAGGUCCCACUACCGGUUCUCCCCCAUCCUGUACAACAACAACACCCACAAGGAUGACUACAUCACUGAUGUCAAAUCCCUGGACACCUUCCUGAGGAACGAGGAGGAGAAACAGCACAGAGUCCAGCUGGGGAGCUCCGACUCCAGCUCCCCCUCCAGCAGCCCAACCUUCUGGAAUUACAGCCGCUCCAUGGCAGACCACGCCCAGAUCCUGAGGAAAUUCCAGUACCAGCUGGCCUGCAGGUCCCAGGCUCCGUCAGCACACAAGGAUGAGGCAGAUCUGAGCUCCAAACAGGCAGCAGAGGAGGUCUGGGCGCGGGUGACGAUGAACAGGCAGCUCCUGGAUCACAUGGAUUCCUGGACAGCCAAGUUCAGGAAUUGGAUCAACGACACCAUCCUGGUGCCCCUGGUGGAGGAGAUGGAGUCGGUGAGCACCCAGCUGAGGAGGAUGGGCUGCCCCGAGCUGCAGAUCGGAGAGGCCAGCAUCAGCAGCCUGAAGCAGGCAGCCCUGGUGAAAGCUCCUCUCAUCCCCACCCUCAACGCCCUGGUGCAGUACCUGGAUCUCACCCCAAACCAGGAAUACCUGGUGGAAAGGAUCAGAGAGCUUUCCCAGGGCGGCUGCAUGAGCUCCUUCCGAUGGAACGGAGGAGGGGACUUCAAGGGACGCAAGUGGGACACGGACCUGCCCACGGACUCCUCGAUCCUCAUGCACGUGUUCUGCACCUACCUGGACUCCAGGCUCCCUCCUCACCCCAAGUACCCCGACGGCAAAACCUUCACUUCCCAGCACUUCAUCCAGAGCCCGGAUAAACCAGACACUUCCAACGAGAACCUGUUCUGCAUCUACCAGAGCAGCAUCAACCCGCCCCACUACGAGCUCAUCUACGAGUGCCACGUCUACAGCCUGCCCAAGGGCAGGAAUAACAUGUUCCACACCCUGCUCAUGUUCCUGUACAUCAUCAAGACCAAGGAAUCCGGGAUGCUGGGGCGUGUCAAUCUGGGACUGUCGGGAGUCAACAUCCUGUGGAUCUUCGGGGAGUGACCCAUCCCUGCUCCCAGACAUCCACGGUUUUGGGUUAAACCCGGAUCAUUUAAGCUCAGCUUAGCACACAGAGCAGGGAAGUGUCUGGAAUUCCUGCGUGGAGUUCUUCCUGAGGCAUCCUAUGGAAUAUUUCACCUGGGAACGAGCUCCAGGCGGGAUUAGGAUUCUCCUUCCCGCUCCUCACCUGAACAGCCCGGCUUAAACUGAGCUUAACUGAUCCAGACUAAACCUGUGAGGGUCGUGCACAGCCAUGGAGGAUCCAACACUUGGAAGGAUCCAACACUCUGGGACACUCCAGGAUCCAAGAAAUCCCAGCUGGACACGAGGAAAUCCGAACCAGGGGGGUUUAGACUCGGCUUUGCUUCGUUUUAUUAUAAAAACCCCACAACUUUUGCUCCUGGUUAUCAGUGUAAUCGUGCCUCUGACCCCACAAAGUGUUGCUGGAAAUGGAAGAGAAACCCUUUGGACUCGCUGGGUUCAGCAAAUCCCAGUUUUUUUGCUUAUAUUUGGAAGUUUUAUUUUCAUUAUUUUUUUUUUUUAAGUUAAUCGUUCAGUUCCAAACCAGCUCGGCCUCCCGGGUGCCUUGGGAUUUAAUUCUGCUCCUCCCCUUUUGUUCAUUAAUUACCUCUUUUUUUUAGGGACUGGGAUGUGGCUGCAGCACCUUGGUGCUGGGAAACCAAACUUUUUUUUUCCAAAAAGGGGCUCAGUUGAUGUUUGUUUGCCAAAUUCCCACUUCAGUUAUUCCUGCUGCUGUAAAUUCUGGCAAAGGUGAAUUUGUGUAGGACCACGAAUCCGUGGGAUCCCUGGAGUUUAUUUUUCAUGGAGGUGGGAAAGGAGGGAUUUGUGGAACUUUGUGCUCUUUUUUGGUGUGAACUGACGGGUUUUGGUGACUCUCCCUUCCUCUGGGGGACCCGGGUUUUUCCGAGGAACGGGACCAAAGUGGCUCAUUUGGUUCCUGAAUUAAAUAAGUUCUGUUU